Messenger RNA from Mytilus trossulus (common blue mussel), 2343 nucleotides. RefSeq names its product protein wech-like. Bases 36 to 995 code for a protein of 319 amino acids. The transcript has a single exon. Lineage: Eukaryota; Metazoa; Mollusca; Bivalvia; Mytilida; Mytilidae. The record is from RefSeq and is a predicted model, not a curated record. Gene Ontology annotation, molecular function: zinc ion binding.
UUACCUGUAUUGAUGAACUCUGAUAUAAUCGAACCAUGGCACAAUCGGCUUCAAAGACGUGUGAUAUCUGUGUAAGUGCCCCCGGUUCAUGGUAUUGUUUAGACUGCGAACAGCAUUAUUGCGAGAAUUGUAAAAUACUACAUUCACGACAAAAACUGUCUACAAAUCAUCAGUUUGAGAAAGCUUCGGAUUUCAUCCCGGAAGAAAAAUCAAAAUGUAAUGAACACAACGAGGCAUUCUCUUUCGUUUGCAUAUCGUGUGAUGUUCCUGUUUGUGGAUGCUGCAUAACCGCGAAACACAACGGGCAUAAACUUUCUCAAUUCAAAGACAUCAUUGUACAGCUGAAAUCUAAAAGAAAACAAGAAAUUUUGACAAAGUUACAAAAAACAAGUGGAAACGUAUCUGAGUUGGAGAAAGCCUGUUUAUCAUUUAAUUAUCAAGUCGAAACUGGUAUUAGAUCAGCAAAAGAAGAAAGUGACAAAAUUAAAUCUAUGGUUGACCAGUAUACUGCUUACAAAAUUGUAUCCAUUCAGGAACAAGCACGAAAAGAGAGCGAACGAUUAGCAGCCAUACUUUCCGAUCAUAAAAUAGCUUUUGAAAAUGCAAACGCUUUAAAUAUCAGGAAAUCAAGUAUUGAAAAGCAAAGUCGAUAUGAUGGAAGUUUGAUGAAGAUGUUGAAAACCUUGAAUGAAGAUAUUGAUAAACUCGAGAUUUAUCCCCUUCCGGAAUUUCCAUCAGCUACCUACACCCCAAAGGAAGUCAAUGAAAAUGAUAUUUCCCAACUCUUAGGGAGGUUUGAACUAUGCAGCAUUGCAACAGAAACAUUUAUAGAAAACGAAAGUAGGCCACUAGAACAUGCAGAGGUAAGACAAAGCGGUAAAGUUUUCAAAUGUAAUAAAUGUGGGAAGCAAAAGAUACGAAUCGACAAUGAAUCUUAUCAUGUUAAUCAUUUUAUGUGCUGCCAUAUGUCCAUGGAAAGACAUAAAUAUAAAUAAACUUUUUUUAAAUAUCACAAUGAUCAGAACGAAGUUACAUCACGAUGAUCGAUGAACACAAAAAGUCCGAGUUAAAUAAAAAAAAAAAAACACUUUUUGUUGUGAGUCAUGCAUAAUGUGAGGGUUUGUAUAUUAAAAAAAAGAACAAUUAUUUUAAUUCUAUAUUUUGUACCCAUUAUUUUCUAAACGCAUGUACUUGUGAGUCACUUGUGUUUAUUCGACAUACAUUUAUGUUUUGUAUAAAACUAUAUUAAAAAAGGCCAUAAACAAGACCUAUGACUGUAAACCCUGUCACGACCGUCUGAUAAAAAUGAAAUCGAUGUUGUUCAACGUGAAGUAAGAAAAUAUUCAACAUGUGUUUAGAUCAAGCUAAUUUUAUAUUUAUCAUUAUUGUACAAACAAAAAUAAUGUAUAAUAGUUUCAUGGAAAAAUUAACCUCUUACAUUAUAUAUUGAGGAAUUUACUUAACUUUUUGUUUUAUAUUUUAUCAGUUACUGUAGUUAUUUUCCUUUUGUUGUUUUUUGUAAAAUAUUGAAUUGCUAGGUAUGAAUUAAUGCAUUUCCUCGACUAUUUAACAAUCAUGCAGGAAUUUUAACAACUGUUCUGUUUUCGUGUAAAACAAAUGACCAUAUCAAUAAGAGAAAUUGGUCUGAAUAAAUAUCUAGUGGAGUAGUCAGGCAACAAUGAAUACUUUCUUUCAGCAAAAAGAAUGAUUGAUCCAUGGUUUAAAUUUUCAGUGGCAUUUAUUUUAUAUUGAAACAGAUUGGAGGCUGUAGCCUACCUUUAACAAGCGCAUUGUUUAACUUUUGCGGACAGUUUUCUGAUAUCAUUUAAAAUCAUAACACAAUAGACAACUUCCUUUCCAUGAUGAACAAGGAGUUGUAAAAGUAUAAUUUUAUAUUGUAGGAGUUAUUCUUAUAAAAUCUUAUAACUGAUAAUAUGCACCUAACAAAUAUAUCCUACAAUCAAAUGACUAUCAGACAGAUUCUUGAUGAACUGUUAUAGUGAAGGAAUAAUUUUACUAGUCAAGGAAAUAAAUUAAAAAAAGGUGUAUUUAAACAAUUAAAUGUAGAGAAAUGAAAAAAAACCUUUUAUUAAACAUGUUAAAGAAAUUCAUUAAAAUUCAAAAAUUUAUCUUCCUUAUCUAAAAAGUUUAAAACAAAUUGUUGUAAAACCUGAUAGUUUUAAAUAGUAUAUAUAGUACUUAGCUACCCUUUUUAAAUUGUAUAUUUAAAUACACUGAUUAACAUAACUGUUAUGAUUUAUGUGUGUGUUUGCGUUUUGUAAGAUGCAUGAUAAAUAUUCUCGUCGUAUGUAAUCAAUGCACGUUAUUGUAAAAUAUUUUUGG